Molecule: messenger RNA, 357 nt
Organism: Nakaseomyces glabratus
Lineage: Eukaryota; Fungi; Ascomycota; Saccharomycetes; Saccharomycetales; Saccharomycetaceae
Gene: MSL1
Product: U2 snRNP complex subunit MSL1
Molecular function (GO): RNA binding
Source: RefSeq, a predicted model, not a curated record
AUGGCUACUAAGAAGAGAAGUCGAAGUGAUAAGAAUGGUGGCAAGAAGAGGGCUACUGACGCUACGACCAGGCGAAAACAAACCAAGACGACCCCAAAGAACACUUUGUACAUCAGGAAUCUCAACGAGAAGAUAAAUACCAAGCGACUAAGGCAUGGUCUAUUUAUGCUAUUUUCGAUAUAUGGUGAAGUCUUAAAGGUUACAAUAAACUUCAAGGCAUUACGAGCCCAAGCGUUUAUUACACUGCGAUCGGUUGAAGAAGCAUCGCUGGCGAAAGCCGCAUUGGAAGGUGAAGUGUUUUUCAAUAUACCUUUGUCUAUUGAAUUCAGUAAAGCGAAUACCAAAGAUCUAGAAUGA